Molecule: messenger RNA, 1329 nt
Organism: Myotis daubentonii (Daubenton's bat)
Lineage: Eukaryota; Metazoa; Chordata; Mammalia; Chiroptera; Vespertilionidae
Gene: TNFRSF17
Product: TNF receptor superfamily member 17
Biological process (GO): tumor necrosis factor-mediated signaling pathway
Molecular function (GO): signaling receptor activity
Source: RefSeq, a predicted model, not a curated record
AUCCCAUCGAUGUGAGCUUCCUUUAUUUCCUCGAAGUUGUUCGACGUGGUAGCUGCUGCCAUUCCCCUUGCUGGGGAAUUCUUGAAGAGAUUUUGCUUGUCUUUCCAUGCGGUUCUCUCUGUGGCUUCUUUGUUUCUUUUUGUGAUCAAGUUCCAGAUGGCUCAGCAGUGCCCUCAAAAUGAAUAUUUUGACAGAUUGCUGAAUGCUUGCAAACCGUGUCACCUUCGGUGUUCUAAUACCCCUCCUCUCAUAUGUCAGCGUUAUUGUAAUACAGUGAAAGGAACAAAUGCCAUUCUCUGGACCUGUUUGGGCCUGAGCUUGCUGCUGUCUUUGACAGUUUUCGUGCUGAUGAUCUUGCUAAGGAAGAUGAGCUCCGAACCAUCAAAGGACAAAUUUAAGAGCACAGGAUUGCCUCUCCAGAACAAGGCGAAUGCUGACCUGGAUGAUAGAAAAGCUAGCAGGACCGGUGAGGAAAUUCUUUCCAGAAGCCUGGAGUACACAGUAGAAGACUGUACCUGUGAGGACUGUGUCAAGAGCCAACCAAAGGUCGAUUCUGACCAUUUCUUUCCACUCCCAGCAAUGGAGGAAGGCGCAACCAUCCUUGUCACCACGAAAACGAACGACUACUGCAGGGGCCUGCUAGCUGCUGAGAGUCUCACAAGGAUGGAGAAAUCCAUUUCCACCAGAUAGUUAACCAUUUGGAGUGAUGCAGAGCUACUGUGAAAAUGUUGUCAGAGGAAAGGAUGGGGUAUCAGGUGUCUUUAGGGUGAUUGUUGUCAGUGGCCGAUAGAGCUUUCUGUCCCCUAAUUCUAGAAAAUCAUUAUGUUCGAUAUAUUUCUCUACCUUACUGUGGGGAGCUUAACUGUGGAAACUUCAUUGGUUUCAAUGAUUAAAUUCUUGACUCACUGAAAAAAAGGACUGCAAUGUGUAGAUCCCAUAGUGACGCCUUUCUGCGGCUGGCCCACUUCCCUCCUAUACAUGCACAUGUGCACUUCAGAACAAUUGAAUUUUUCUCUUUAUGGUUAAAGGCAAGCAAGAUUAUUUUGUGUACUUCUGUAGAUGGGAGAAGCCUAGAGUCAGUCGUGCUGAUUCAGUGUGCAAUGACCUUGUGAGUUUCCAGUCUACUGGAGGCCUCAGGCAUUAUUAUAAUCAUAUAAAUACGGAUCGAAUUACAAAUGGCGAUUAAAGUUUACCAGGUAUAAUUUUCAGACCCAAAUGCGGGUUAUAAUGAUCGCUAACACUUACAUCGUUACUAAUGUGCAGGGACUGUUCUAAGUGCUUUACCUGUACGAACUUAUGUAAUGCAUACAAUAAACUACAAGGUGGGUG